AUGAGUGAGACUGGAUCAACCGCUAGUUCUAGUUCCAAAUAUAGGGAAAGGACAAGUAGGAUCUUGGAGAAAGCUUAUGAAUCAGCCAAUUCACUUGCUAGAGAACAUCAAGGACAGAAUAGGGGGUUAGCAGCAGGAACCGCGGCUGCUUUUAUAAGUCUAGGCAUUGAUAAAUUGAAUAAAGGAGAUUCAAGUUUUGAGUACACUGAAGCAGAAUUGGCUGCUAUACAAGAUAUGGCAGGAUCUGCUGCAGAAGAGGAAAGUAAGAAAUCAGGUAAUCAUUUCAUGGAUCGAUUGCUUGAUAAAAUGGUGAAACAUACUAUAACAGAAGGAGAACCUGAUGCUGAAUUGAUUGAAAAAAGAAUCAAUGAUAAAGAUAGGAAGAAUUCUCCGAGUCUUUCAAUAAGGAUCUUGAUUUCCAACUUCAAGAAAUUAAGUUCAAAGAUGACAGCAUUCUUUGCCCUUCAAUAUGGGUUGGUUCAUAUCAUCACAUGGAAAAAACCUACCAAGACAUUAUGUUUCUUAUUCUUUUAUACAUCCAUAUGCUUAUGGCCUCAUUUAGUGUUAGCAUAUCCUUUGUUAUUCCUUAUGUUUGGUGUGCUUAUUCCGGGAUACGUCUAUCGUCAUCCUAUGCAAACUCCAGAAUUACUUAAAGUCAAGAAAAGGGGUCAAUCGAUUUGGGAUUUUUUGACUGAUGAUUCCAGCUCAAGUAUAUUGGAUGAUUUCAUUAGUGAUGGCUUCAUGGAAAGGAUGGAAGAAAACAACAAUGUAUUAAAACCAGUAAGUUCUAGAUCAUCAGAUUCAUCGACAUUUGUUGCUAGUAAUGGUCAGAAUUCAACUUCUGGUUCAAUAAAUACCCCAGAAGAACUUCAAGCUCAUAAAGAAAAGAAAGAGAGAGGUAAAAAAAUCCAAAGACAAAUGAAUCUUUUAAUGAAUAUGAGAGACCUUCAAAAUUUAACUACAGAAGCUUUAAAAGGAAUGGAUAAAGCUGAAAUAUUUUGGUAUGAUACCGCAGGAUUUAAAGAUGAAAAAUUAUCUACCUUGAUUUUCUAUGGAGUUAUGGUAGCUACUUCAAUUAUAAUAUUCUUAGGUCAGUUUAUUCCUUGGAGAUUCAUAUUCAUUCAAUCAGGAUGGUCAAUUAUACUUCUUUGUCACCCUAACAGUAAGAAAUAUCUUGUAUCAUUACAAAAGAAGAAACCUCCUAAAUUACCCCCUAGACCUAAAGAACCUAUAACAGAAAAGCCCCAAACUCCUAAGAUAGACAAAGAACAGUCGUUGUUUGAAAGACACGAUAUUAUCGUCGAUGACGUUCCAGAAAUUCGAGUAGUGGAAAUUUAUGAAUUACAAUACAGAUCACCAACCCAUAGUAAUUAUGAACCUUUCAAUUAUACUCCUAAAUUGUUUAACGUUAAAGAUCAUUUAAGAAUGAGUGGUAAAACACCCACCGGGGUUGAUCAUCUUUCGAAAGUUCAUCCACCCAAAGAUUGGAAAUUUGAAAUGACUUAUAUCAAUACUUGGACUAUCGAUAAAUCUCCCAAAGAUUUCUUAACUGAAAGAUCUUUAUUGAAUCCUGCGAUCUAUCACAUAAAAGAAGAUGAAACCGAAGGAUGGAUUUAUGACAAUCCUAAAGAUAUCCCUGAUCUGGAUUAUGUUUUCAGAAGACGUAGACUCUAUAGGGAAUGUUAUAGAUAUGGCAGGGAACCUGCUAGACCAGAUUUAUGA
Messenger RNA from Yamadazyma jaroonii, 1722 nucleotides. NCBI's taxonomy places the organism in Eukaryota, Fungi, Ascomycota, Pichiomycetes, Serinales, Debaryomycetaceae. The record is from the annotation of a GenBank genome assembly.